Klebsormidium nitens is the source of this 5446-nucleotide messenger RNA. The record is from the annotation of a GenBank genome assembly. Lineage: Eukaryota; Viridiplantae; Streptophyta; Klebsormidiophyceae; Klebsormidiales; Klebsormidiaceae.
CAGAUGUGCAUCUCGCAGAAUAUUCUUUGCAGACUGCAACCGCACCCAGGGCCAUGGCAGGCGCCAUGGCGCAUCAGCACGGGGCUGGUUCUUCAGACAGCACCGAGCCAACCAUGAAGAAGGAUGAUGAAUUCGAAAAGGAGCUUGCUUCACAAGCCGAUGAGCUGCGGUGGCCUUCCCCGCCCGCUCGAAGACCAGUCUUAGACCUUCCAAAGACACCGCCGAAGGUCCAGAUGGCCCGGGAUUCGACCACCUACUUUGAGGCUUUGAAGGGCAGGGCAGCGUCCAAUCAGCUCACGAACUCGCCGUCUGAUGGGGCCGAUGUGCGGUGGUUCUUCAGCAAGAAAGCACUGAGAGAUGAUCAGGCUGCGGCCCUGGUGCCGUCCACAGAGGCUGCGCUGAAAGGCGAAUGGCUGCGCUUUGGCACGUUGGAUUCUGCGGCGCUCGAGGCCGCCUACCGGCAACAAGAGGAGAUGCUGCUUUCGUGCUGGUGGCGCGAGUUUGCUGAGGUCAGCAUCGGGCCUCAGCUAAAAGACCGGGAGCGCCUCGAGCGGGGGGCGGGCGCCACCACACAGGGCAGCCCGCAGGCAUCCCCCCUGAAGGCAGCCCCAAGAAAGAUUGCGAAAGCGGCCCAAAGCCCAGCCCCCGCUGGAAAGAGACUUCAGGAAGAUCUAGCAGGAGCCAGCCCCUUGAAGGAGCCUCCCAGCAACAAAGCCGCCCCUGCCGCACAGGAGCGACCUCCGAACACCGACCUUGGAAAGAAAGAACAGUUGCCCCCCAUUCCAAUCGAGACUGACGCUGAGCAAGCCCAGGAGAGCUUCUUUUCCAAGGUAUCCUCGUACCUCCCGUCCUUUCGAUCGCAAUCGGGGCCUUUGGGCCAGUCGCCAAGCAAGCCACAGCCAUCGGAAAAGCCGGCCAAAAACGAGGGGGAGAAGGCGGGGUUGGACGAAAUAAAGGUCGACAAAGAACUGACGGAGAAUAGUCUCUCGGAAGGUGGGACAGCUGGCAAAGAAGGUGGCACUGGUAAAGGGGACUCCAGCACGAGAGGCGAAGAAGACACAGCGACUGAAGCGUCAACUUCAGUGGGGCAGCCGGGCGACGUGGAAGCAGCUCACGCAGAAAAGUUGGCGGCAGAACUCAAAGCAGCAGCAGAAAUCUCGUCAGCCGAGGGGUCUAGACGUAUCUCGGACGCUGCCCCGCUGACCGAAGUCUCUGACGCUGCGACAGUCGACGCGGACAGCUCGCAAGCUGGCAGCGUUCCGGAGCCCCCAAAAAGCACGGCUUCCGAGAGCGACGAUUCGUCGGAGAUCGGGAUCCAGGUGAAGGGCGGGUUAUACGAGUGCUUUCUCGAGAAGCGAAAGCUGUCGGCAAUCUUUUGGAAGGCCGGGCAUAGAAGGAUCCUGCGGGGGUCGUGGUUCGCGCAGCCACGGAAAACGAAAGACUGGCUGCCGUUGCGGGAAGAUAUCGCGGAGCAGCUCGAGAUCGCGUACCGUGGGCAGGUGUGGCGCCGGCGCAGCUUCCUGCCGAACGGGAUGUACGCGCACCGGGUCAACAUUGCGGGGCCGUCGCUGGGCCUGUACGCGCUGUUCACGGGCGAGGAUGACACGUGGGAGGCGUGGUUGGGCGUGGACGGCUCUGGCGUCAUCUCGCGCAUGUUCAGCGCGGGCCAUCCGACGACGCGGCUGCGGCGGGGUUUCCGGGACGAGGGCGCACCGGUGGGGCAGGAGGAGCACUUGGUGUUCAUGGUGCACGGCAUCGGGCAGCGGCUGGAGCGCGCCAACAUCGUGGACGACGCGCACAAGUUCCAGGCCGUCUCGGACGCCAUGCUCGACCAGUUCCUUAAGCCGCACCAGCGGCAGGCGCAGCGCGUGCUCUUCAUCCCCUGCCAGGUCACGCAGUUGCUCUGCUUCCUGCAGUGGCGCAAGAUGCUACAGCUGGGUGACGACUGGGACCUCUGCUCCUGGCGCAAGAUCUUGCAAUUAGGCGGCGAGAAUAUAAUCGACGACAUCACGAUGGAGGGCAUCCGCGGCAUUCGCCAGAUCGUAAACGCGACGGUUCUGGACGUGCUGUAUUACAUGAGCCCAGUCUACUGCCAGGACAUCGUCAACUCCGUCUGCCGCUCGCUCAACCGCCAGUACGCGCGCUUCCGCCGGCGGAACCCCGGCUUCGACGGCCAGGUGCACAUUUUUGGGCACUCCCUCGGGUCCGUACUCAGUUACGACAUCCUGUGUCACCAGCCGAAGCCCUUCCUCACCGAUCUGCAUGCGCGGCUCCUCGCGUCGGCCGCUCCUGCCAAACCCGCCAGCACCGCGGGCGGGGCGCUCAGCCGCAUCCCCGAGGAUCCCGCGGGGGAUCCCCCGGCGGCUGUCGGCGGAAGCGGUGCUGAUGUCGGUGGAAGCGGUGCUGACGUCAGCGGGGAAGGCUGGGGCGUCAGAGGGGGGGCCGCUGACGUCAGCCAGAAGGGCACGGAGGGAGGUGGGGAGAAGGGCGGAGCGGUUGAUGGGGAAGGUGUAGAAGGCAGCGGGGUCGGGGUGAAACUUAGUGGGGAAGGGGAGAGUAAUAAAGAGUUCGCAGAAAGCGUCGGGAGAGGGUGGGAAAUAGGUGACGUGAUUGAGAAAGUUGGGGCGCUGGUUGGCCUGGAAAACGAAGACAUUGGUGGAAUCGCAACGGCAGAGGCGGAGUCUGGGGCUAAAGAACGAAGGCAGGACACGGGUUUGACCCCCAGAUCAAACGUCACACGAAACGAGGGUGGACGAGGGGAGACGAGAAAUCACGAGGGUAUAGAAAGAGAGAGGGAGAGAGACGGCGGUAAAGAUGACGUGGCAGGCAAGGGGGCUGGUGAAACUGCGGGGGAGGAGGAUACGGAUAUGGCGCAAGAAGGAGGCGAGGAGAAAUAUAAGGGAAGGGGGUUUGAAGAGGAAAUGCAGGAGAACCGGAGCGAGCAAGGAACGAGAGCGGAGGGAAAUGAAGGCCCCCCUCCAGAUGCCGAGCGAGGGGACUCUGGUACGGGUGCGGAAAGAGCAGAACACGACUCGGGGGUUCCGGUUCGGAUUAAUGAGCCGACCAGCGAAUUGACGUCUGCGGAGGCUGGAGCGGAGAGAGUGGAACAGGGAGAGGAAACGGGAGUUUCGAAAAGGGGGGGAGUUUUGGGCGAGCAAACCAUUCCCCCGGCUAGCCGCAGUAUAGACAAGGUAGCCGUAGAAGAGCAGCCGACCCCUGGCGCGUCCGAAGAAUCCGGAUUGGAUGUGCUGGACAUGCGACUGGCAGAAGCGGCGGGAAUGCUUGAAGGGGGGGGUGAUGACACUGGCAGCGGACCCCCCCGGAACGAGAGCAGCGACGCGGAGCUGGCGGCGCUGAGAGCGGAGGUGGCCAUUCUGCGGGAGAAGCUGAGGAGAUGGGAAAGUUCGCAGGGAAACGAGGCUGUUGAAAAACCCGAUUCUGAGAUAGAAAUUGCGAAUGGAGAGGCAGAUGGGUCCAAGCGCGCUCUUUCUUUUGCCGAGAAGCUCGCGGCGGUCAGCGGUGAGGGCACUGAAGAUUCGGCCAGCGGAAUGGGAAAGGACACGGGUGAUGAUCGGUCUUCCUUGCCGGAACGAGCAGACGCAAAUGCGGGCCGAGCCCAUCGUGACGUCAGCCAGCCCUCUGGUGACGCAAGCGAGGGGUCCGGAGGGGAGCCCAGGUCCGAUGUGCAAACGUCAGAACGUCCAAGCGGCGCAGAGGCGCGCGCCACGCAGCCCGCGAGUAUAGGUGCGAAAAGCACGGCGAGUGUAGAUGCGCCCCGUUAUUCUAGCGUACAUAUACCUGAGUCCCCGGCAGAGAUCCAAGAGGCGCUCCGCUCUGCUGCAGCGGAACCGGAACGUCCUGUUAGCCGCCCGCUCCUCAUUUCGACCCCGUCUGUCGACGUGAGACUGGACGAUCUCAAGAGCACGCUCGACGCAGAGGUUCUGCGCAAGCGCGGCCCGCACGCGUUCGUCCACUACCCGCGCCUCGCGUUCGAGGUGGACACGUUUUUCGCCGUGGGCUCGCCACUUGGCAUGUUCCUAGCGCUCCGCAACAUCGAGUUCGGGAGCGCGACGCGGGGCGAGAAUAUGGACCUCAAGAAACUGGAGGAGAGCAUGCCGGCUGCGCGUCACAUGGUCAACAUUUUCCACCCAUACGACCCCGUCGCGUAUAGGAUCGAGCCCCUGGUGUCAAAGGACUUCGUCGCCCGGCGCCCCGUCUUCAUCCCAUACCACCGCGGGGGGCAGCGCCUCCACAUCGGGAUGCAGCAGCUGCGCGAUGACCUCAGCGCGCGCUCGCGCGCGCUCCAGAAUGACAUCAUCAGCUCGCUGUCAAGCAUGAAGACCAAGAUCGCGUCCACGUUCGGGGGGGCAGACCAGGCCAGCGCGGCAGAGUCGGAGGAGGGGGGGGACGAAGUGAGCCAGCACACGGCGCUCGUAAUGGAGCGGGUGACCGGGAGCAAGCACGGGCGGAUCGACUUCAUGCUCCAGGACGCCACGUUCGAGCACCCGUACAUCUCGGCGCUCAGUUCGCACACCGCCUACUGGAAAGACGAGGACACGGCGCUUUUCGUCACCCGCCACCUGUACCGCAACGUCCCGGAAGCGCCCCCCGGGCAAGCUAACCCAGUCAAACCGGGGGAAGCUAACCCGGUCAUUGCCGGAGAAGCUGACCCAGUUAACGCUGGGGAUUCUGACCCGGUUAACGUAAAGGAUAACGGGGAGCUGACGCCAGAAAAAGGAACGGGGGGAGAUCCUGGGGACAGAAAAGGGCCACGCUCUCGGCAAGGCUCGACCGGGAAUCUUAGUGGGUUGAAGCGUUCGCUUUCUGUGGGUGACCAAUUAGCCAAGGAAGACGAUUUGGGGGGGAGUUCUCUGGGGAGCUUGUUCUGGGGGGGAGGGGGGCGGAGGUCUGGGCUGGAAGGGGUCCCCACGGAGUUCGAUACCUGGAUUGCGGACGACGAGACGGGGCUGUUUUACAUGCCGGGGGGGUCCACGCCGUCGAAAUCAAAAGUAUCGGGGUUUAGACAGGAAGAUACGUCCGAGUCGGAGAGCGAGGAGGCGAUGCGGGGCGUUCGACAACUCGCCGAACGAGAGCGCUGAUUGCGGGGCUGAUGAGAGCGGCGGGGCAGAUUUGCGUGGCCGAACUCUCCGAGUAAGAUGUACAUGCGUAGAGCUAAAGCGGAGAACCUUUUUUUGCAGAUCGGGCAAACAGAAGAAGGCCGCCGUUAUGAAAAUGGUUACCAGGUGUGGAGGACGUCAGCAAAAAUAGUGUGCUCCGCAUAGACAUGGAUCCUUUUAUCAGAGACAACAAUCACGAAUAUAAGCCGGUCCUACAUUGGAAUUAAAGGUUUAUCAUGCAACCAAGACGUACUCUCCGCAGCCCAGAUUCAUUGACGACAUACUAUAGGGUGGCGGACGUUGUAGGUGGCCGGGCCGCCCGAUGCACC